UAAUAUUUCAGUAAAGGUUCACUUACGUCAUGUCAUGACGUCCCUUGUAAUCCAUCAUAUAUAAAGAUAUAAUAACGUACGGCUGUCGAGUCUACUACAAGUACCUCGGAGAAGUAAAAUUCAUCCUGUCAGCAUGUUCUCUUCAAAGGCUCUGUCUUGGCUAAGAUGUUUCCAUAACACUCUUCCUGUGAUGGUGAGAUCAUCUUCUUCAGCAGCUACAUUGUAUCAUAUGAACUCCCAAGCCAUAUUUGAAAGAGAGUCUAAAUAUGGUGCUCAUAAUUACCACCCCAUACCUGUAGCACUUCAUAAAGGAGAAGGUGUAUUUGUAUGGGAUGUUGAAGGGAAGAGAUACUUUGAUUUCCUCAGUGCAUACGGUUCUGUUAACCAGGGACAUUGCCACCCAAAGAUUCUGAAAACGUUUAGAGAGCAAGCAAGUAUUGUAACAUUGACUUCGAGAGCCUUCUACAACUCUGCUUUAGGAGAGUUUGAAGAGUUUAUUACAAACCUGUUUGGAUAUGAUAAGGUUUUACCAAUGAAUACAGGAGUGGAAGCGGGUGAGACUUCUUGUAAACUGGCUAGAAAGUGGGGCUAUGAAGUUAAAGGAAUCCCUAAAAAUUCAGCAAAGAUUGUGUUUGCAGAAGGGAAUUUUUGGGGACGUACCAUGGGAGCUAUAUCUAGUUCGACCGACCCCGAGAGCUAUGAGGGGUUUGGUCCUUUUAUGCCUGGCUAUGUUAUCGUUCCAUAUAAUGAUUUAACUGCUCUUGAUAGGGCUUUGCAGGAUCCACACAUUUGUGCCUUCAUGAUAGAACCGAUCCAAGCUGAAGCAGGUAUUAUAGUUCCUGAGGCUGGCUACUUGACAGGUGUACGAGAACUGUGUACCAAACAUAAUGUUUUGUUGAUAGCUGAUGAAGUACAAACUGGACUAGCAAGGACAGGCAGGCGGUUGUGUGUGAACCAUGAAAAUGUACGACCAGAUGUCUUGAUGCUAGGGAAAGCUCUCUCUGGUGGAUUUUAUCCAGUGUCUGCUGUUUUAGCAGAUGACUCUAUUAUGCAUGUGAUCAAACCAGGACAACAUGGUUCAACUUAUGGUGGGAAUCCUCUGGGUGCUAAAGUAGCCAUCACUGCUCUUCAGGUUUUGGAUGAAGAAAAAUUGGCUGAAAAUGCUGAAAAAAUGGGACAGAUUCUAAGGGGUGAAUUACAAAAACUACCAAAAGAAAUUGUAAAGACUGUCAGAGGGAAGGGUUUACUGAAUGCUAUUGUUAUUACUGAAAAAUACGAUGCAUGGGACAUAUGUCUGAAAUUCAGAGAUAGAGGCCUUCUGGCAAAACCAACACAUGGUGACAAGAUCAGAUUUUCACCUCCGUUGAUCAUCACAGAAGAACAGAUACAAGAAUGCAGUCAGAUAGUGAAGGAGACAAUUGAAUCAUUGUUAUGAGCAAAAAAGUUUUUGAUGUGUUCACUUAAAUAACAGGAAAAUGCUGUGAAUGCAAAUAGUGGAAUCUGUUUUAUAAUAUUUUAAUUUAUGUUUAUUAGUGGACUGUUGGUGCUUUAAACUUCAAAUAAAAGUUUGUUUUAUGUACCAGCAUUUGUUAGUUUUUUUUGAAGUCUUGCAUUAUAAAUCCUUAAACUUACUGCUGGCCCACCGAAGAUUAUUGAUUAUUAUGAAGUAUCAUCUAAAUUAGAUGUGAUAAGGAAAGAUAUGUUAUAUAUAUAAAGUGUUUACCAAAUAGUGGAAUCUGUUUUAUAAUAUUUUAAUUUACGUUUAUUAGUGGACUGUUUUUUUAAUUUUUGUUUAUAUGGACUGUUGGUGCUUUAAACUUCAAAUAAAAGUUUGUUUUAUGUA
This is a messenger RNA of Limulus polyphemus (Atlantic horseshoe crab), 1843 nucleotides long. It is a transcript of the gene Oat, whose product is annotated as ornithine aminotransferase, mitochondrial-like. Gene Ontology annotation, molecular function: identical protein binding; pyridoxal phosphate binding; L-ornithine transaminase activity. Bases 134 to 1435 code for a protein of 433 amino acids. The transcript has 9 exons. The record is from RefSeq and is a predicted model, not a curated record. NCBI's taxonomy places the organism in Eukaryota, Metazoa, Arthropoda, Merostomata, Xiphosura, Limulidae. Gene Ontology annotation, cellular component: cytoplasm.